AAGGUGAAGGUGAUACCCAGAAGAAAAAGUUAAAGAGCGGUAUAUUGGACGGUGAUGGUAUAGACUGUUAAUGUUGAUGCAGUCUUAAUCGGACGAUCUGAAUAGGUACAUGACUUUCUCUGUCGCGAUUCGUUUCGAUUUCGUCGAGUCAAGUGUGUUCGAAGGGUUGAUUCCGAAUAAGAAAAAUGGGCCGCGGGCUAUGGACUAGUUGUACGCGGGAAAGUAUGGUGAUGGUGUGUUUUUAUUUACUGUGUAUUGUGCUUACCGGAAUUUACGCUCAACAAUCAACGAGUCGAAAAAAAGAGCCACAAUCUGUAGCAGAAUUAUUCAACACAACUUCCUGUAUUCCAAAACCAUAUAGAUGUCCUCAUAAACAGAUACAAUUUUUCCUGUAUACAAGGAGGACGCAAAAGAAACCAGAACUUUUAGAUACAACCAAAGAGGAAUCACUAUUCAAUAGCCAAUUCAACAGAGCGUAUCCUACCAAAAUCGUCAUUCAUGGAUUUGGUGGAGGUAGAAUGUACGCACCUAGUACAGAUAUGCGAGACGCAUAUUUCUACAGGGGAAACUACAAUGUUAUUAUCGCUGAUUAUAACACUCUUGUUAAAGAACCUUGUUUGAGUCAAAUGGCGUGGGCUCCUCGCUUCUGUGCAAAAUGCAUAGCCCAGCUCGUAGAUUAUCUAUCCCGACAUCCCAGAGGGGUUAAAGCCGACGAUCUCCACCUGAUUGGUUACAGUGUUGGUGCACACAUCGGUGGACUUGUGGCCAAUUACUUGGAUCCCGAAAAGCAUGGAAAAAUCGGAAGGAUCACAGGUUUGGAUCCCACAAUAUUUUUCUACCAGGGAACUAACUCAUCGAGGGAUCUGGAUCCUUCUGAUGCACACUUUGUAGACGUUCUUCAUACAGGAGCUGGAGUUCUAGGACAAUGGGGUCCUACAGGACACGCAGAUUUUUAUAUCAACGGAGGAUCUAGUCAACCUGGCUGCCGAAGCGAUACUAUUUUUAAUACACUAGCGUGUGAUCACACGAAAGUAACGCCAUAUUUUAUAGAAUCCAUCGUCACCAAAAAGGGCUUCUGGGCAUAUCCUUGUCCUUCUCUUAUCAGUUUUAUGAUCGGAUGGUGCAGCCCGCAGGAUUCGGAGUAUGUACUAAUGGGGGAACAUAUUUCACACAACGCAAGAGGAAGCUACUACGUCAAAACAAACCCGAAACCACCAUAUUCUUUAGGACCUCCGGAACAUCUUAAAGUAAAAGCAUUGCAGUACAUAAAAAAUCUUCCAAAAACAAGGUGACAGCAGUACAUGUGAUAAAAAGUAAACUAGUUGAGAUAAUGGUUACCUUACCUAAUACAAGUCAAAUCGAGUUUUUUAAAUGUACAUAUUUCUUGUGUAGAUCUAAAUCAUCAUAUCCUUUUAUUAUACCUCAAAAAUAAGAAGAAGGUAAAAUUCCAAAUUAACUUUUUAACAAGAUUUCAUCUACAAGAUAAUGAGUAUUGUUUGCAAUAAAAAGAAAUUAGCUUGUAAGCAAAAAAUGAAAGUACACAAUGUCACCACGAAUGCCAUUUACAACUGAUUUUACAAAUUAAAUACUUUAGCAACUAAAAGAAAAACGAAGUUAACAAAUUGUAAUAUUCUAAUACGUAGCAAAAUGAACAGAAAAACGAGGCAAAAGCCAAUAAUACAAACAGAGAAGUGGUAACUUACGAAGUGUUGGAAAUAUUGAAGAAAAGGAAUUUACACUGCAGAUAAAGGGAUUGUAUGACCAAGUAGGCUUUUUAAAUUAAUAUCUGGUCUCUGAGAGAUCUUUUGUUAUGCCCCAUAUCUUUGUUUGUGGCUUUCUGAUUGGUUAUUAGCAUAUGCAAUUGAGCCUCUUGUGGGUCAAGACUUUGCUUCAAUAAGUUCUCGUCGCACAGUCGCACCACUCAUUCACUUGCUGGGUCUUUUUGGAGCUAGGCACUUCUUGUUGAGCUUAUCGCUUUUCAGUGGUGUCUCUUUAUUAUCGGAAGUAUGUUCUGUAGCGGGAUUCAAUUCCCUCAAUGCUCUUGAGCGAUUCUCACGAGAAACUUCGGAUGAUCACUUCCGACAGAGCCAUCAUUAUUCUUCUGGAAGAAUACUGAUGGAACCUGGCUGUCCUGAUACCCGACGCUGAGCUACUCUUGGUUUACGUCAGAACAAUAUUACAGAAUAGCUUCGCAAUUACAGUAUUGUUAUUUGUUAAAACCAAUAUCAGUAUAGUUGAGUACCUAGUUAAGAUAGAAACAAAACUACAGUGGGGUCAACAAGUCUCGUUUGAACAGGCCGAUUUGAUUAGAAUAUUUUUAGUUUCGACAUUGUUUUCACCUGGUACUUGAAAAUGAACUUUAAUCUUUGAUUAUGCCACUAUUUUUAUAAAAAAAACUGUUUUAAAAUGUAAAAAUAUUUAUAUUUCUUAUUCGCGUGAUAUUAAUUCCAUAAAUGUAAAGUUUAUAGUAUUAAAUUAUACAUUCAACAAAAAAAGACUUUCGUUAGUUCACAAUGGCCUUUUUCUUAUUUUUAUUUCUAAUUAAACAAGAAAAUUGAUUUGACUUGUAUAAUUUAGUGUUAACGUCUAGUCAAAUGAAAGGUGUUAAGUGUAAUUAUAAGCAUGAAAGUUAACUGUGAGAAUAUUUUUAUUGUAACAUAAAAUGAAAUAUUAGUAAAUAAACAGUAGAUAUAUAUGCACAAACCAUUUACAGAUAUUGGCGUGUAACUAUUUAGAUUUUAUGAAGACUUAAAGUCGAAGUAUAAAUAAAAUUGGCAUUAAAUAUUUAAUGACUGUUUAUAAUUUUAUAGUGUUAUACUGGUGAAAUUUAUUAAGUAUGUCAUAUUAAUUAUUAUCAUUUCUUAGAGUAACAUAAGGGCAUCAAUUUGCCAGGUAAAGCGCUAAAAUUACUACAAAAAUCGUCACAGAAAAAAUGUACUAUACUGAAGUUCACAUUCAGAUGGCAGCAUUACAGAGAUACGCCUGUGCUUUCUAUACGGCAGAAAUAAUUACAAUGUUGUCAAAGUUUUUAAUCAUACGUUAUGGGCUGGCUCCUAUAAAAGAAUUAUAAUUUCGGAAAUAUUUAUGAAUGUAAAGUGGAAAAAUACUACACUUUUGUGAACUUAUUUUUGAGAUUGGCCCUACUUACUUUAGGAAAGUAGCAAAAUUUACAAUGGCAGUAGAAUUAACAACACUCUUAUACUAUAUCGAUAAUUAUGUAAAUAUGUUAUCGACAUUUUUAAGGAAAAUUGAGUAAGGUAGUUACAUAAAAGUCCAUGUGCUAGAGGUAGAUGAUACAGUUAGAGUAAAAAAACUAAAUAUCUCCAGGUUUAUGGUAGGGGAACCCAAGCGCAGUUACUCGAGCACGUCAGAAAAUCAUAUGGAGAGAAACCUUGUAUCCUGUAAAUGCACCUUUACCAUAUACGAACUCUUAAUACAGAGGAGUUCGUUAAGAGGGGUCCAAAACAAUUUAUCCUUAGAAAAACUCUAAAUCGUCAGAUUAAGAUAAGGUAAGUUAAGUACAUGCAGAACAGUGUAUAUUUCAAAAAUUUAACGAUUUGAGCGGGGCGUACCUAAGGAAAAGUGCGAGUCACAAAGUUUCACAAAAAAGCGAAUAUUUCGCGAAAUGAACGUCAGAUCGAAAAACUGAAAAAUCCGUGUUCAAUAUUUUUCAAAAAUCUAAAUACCAAACACAAACCCCCACACAGAGGGGUGGGGGCUUACUUUAAUAUUUCAAAUAGUAACCCGGCGAUAUUUCGCAAAAUAAACAUCAGGUCAAAAAACUGAAAAACACGUGUUAAAUAUUUUUUAAAAAUUUAUCGAAUAACAUCAAACACGACCACCCACGGAGGUGGGGUGGGGAUUACUUUAAAAUCUUAAAUAGGAGCCCCCAUUUUUAUUGCAGAUUUGGAUUCCCUUCGUAAAAAUAACUUUUAUUUGAGACGUUUUUUUGAAUUAUGAAUAUAAAUAUGGCGCUAUAAUCGGAAAACACGAUUGUUGGAAAAGGAAAUUUAGAUUAAAAAUGGAAAGUCCCCACUAAAAUGGAAAACUUAUUUUGGUAAGUCCUAAUCUUCACAACCCAACAGGUCCCCAUAACGCUCGAGUAACUGCAAAUUUAGCAUACUUGCCUCUUCUACUAUUACACAGUGAACAAGUACUCAAUUCUAUAUUCUUUAUAACCACGAAAAUCUUUUUCUUAUGGAUUAUCCUCAACGGUGAUGAAGUAGAUUGUUAAAGUACCUAUACUUACUUAAGAGUGUUCCGAACUAGAUACUUUUGUAAAAAUUAAAGAUUUUAGAACUAGAAAGUCAUGUAAAUAAUGAUGGGAAGAUAUUCUAAAAUUGUAGAACAUAAAGAGAACUAUCUAUUUGCAUGUCAUAUAUUUUACAAAAGCAUUUGAACGAAGAACGAAUUAAAAUUGGAAAUAUGUUAUAUCUGUGAUACAGCAGAAAUAAACCCAUAAACACGAUUCAUAAUAAUCGAAAAUAUAUUUAGAUUUAUGUACAGGUCCGUAUUAAGAAUAAAACAAUCAUACUUAUCCCAUGUAAAGAGGUGUAUGGGAAAUGAAGAUUUCUUAUAUCCAUCGUUUAGUGGAUUUGAGUCAAAAAUCGAUGACAAAACAUGAUGAGUAGGUAUAUAGGGUGAGUCACCACUAACGGGAUGAAGACUACAGCGAAAUGGUAAAAGAUUUGAAAAAAAUUUUAAAUUAGUAGUUUGUAAGUUGAUAAAAUCUACAUUCUAAAAUUAUUUUCAAAUAUACAGGCAGUCCCAAUAAAUGGCGGCGUAUCAAAGUUAUAUUUUUUCUUAUGGAACACCCUAUAUUUUAUUCCAUUUUUAAUUGUCCGCAAAAAAUAAAGUAUAGUUUCAUAAAGCUUCCCUAUACCUAUGUACAGAGUGUUCUGAGUUAUGUUGACUUUUAUUAAAAUGUAAAGUUUUAAAAGAAGGCUUAUUCUCAAGUUAUUUAAGAAAUUAUAAAAAAAUUACUUUUACAUUUAAAUAUUUCAAUAUUGGUUGAAUGUAUUUCAUGAUUAAUUAUUACACAUUUAUUUACAGGGUGUUCAAAAUUUACAGUUUCAUUAUUGGAUUAUUUAAUGUGUCAUAUGAUUCUUAUUUUAAAAGAAAUACCAUGUAUAUUAUUAAAUAAUUAUACUAAACAAUUUUAUCUCUUUCGAAUGGUAUAUGGAUGUCCUAUACCUUGGUCUUAUAGUUUUUGCGUAAUUUACAAUUAUUUAAAUUCUUAAUCUGUAAAUCAAUUUUAAAACAAAAGAUGUAGUUAAUUAAUGGCAUUGUAUGACAUUGUCACCUUAUGACAGUACGGUCUGGUAAUUAUUUUAUAAUUAUUGUAUUCCAUGAUUGAUUAUUACACAUUUAUUUACAGGGUGUUCAAAAUUUACAGUUUCAUUAUUGGAUUAUUUAAUGUGUCAUAUGAUGCUUAUUUUAAAUAAAACACCAUGUAUAUUAAUAAAUUAUUGUACUAAGCACAGGUUCCUCUUUCGAAUGGUAUAGGGAUGUUCUAUAACUAGGAGUCAUAGUUUUUGCGUAAUUUAAAAUUUUCUUAAACGGUAAAUUGAUUUUAAAAAUAAUAUUUAUAGUCACUCUCGAUUUUUAAACUGUACGAAACAAAUGUUUGUUUACUGUAUCAUAAUGAAAUAAAAAUUAUGUCUAUUUACUAGACCAUUAUUAUGAAAAGUAGGUAUAUUGGUCUGUAUACAAUACAUUGAAAAAAAUCAGGAUCUUCUAUAAAGUCUAAAGUCCAUAAACGAUAAGUUAAAUAUUUAUCAUAGUCUUGUUUGGUCUAAUACUGGUGUAGUUCGUAGUUGAGUUUUAUACGGAUAAUAGUGAUUUCUCUUAAGUAUUCUAACAGUCGUUUGACUGAUUUACAAUUCACCCGAAAUUUUUUCUUUACUAGUAUUUGGGUUUUCCGUAACAGAAAGCAGGACAUCAACCUCCUUGACGUCAUCACAAAUAACUGGUUUAUUUUUAUUUAACUUUCCGUAUACAACAUUACCAGUAGCACGGAAUCUAUUGAAAUCUCUCAAAAACGUCCUUUUUUGGGUGUCUUCUAUCAGGAUACUUUUGAGCGUAAACUUAAGAAGGUAAGAUACAAUUUUGCAAACACUCCCCAAUGCAAAGUAUCAUGUCUACUCUUUCGUAGAUAACGUGAUUAUUCAGUUUUAGGAACAAUUAAAUUUAAAUAUCAUACUCGAAUGUUUAUAUUUUUGAUAAUUACCAGACCGUACUGUCAUAAAAUGACGAUGUCAUACAAUGAGAUAUAUCUUUUGUUUUAAACUCGAUUUACAGAUUAAGAAUUUAAAUCAUUGUAAAUUAAGCAAAAACUAUUAGACCUAGGUAUAGGACAUCCAUAUACCAUUCGAAAGAGGUGACUCCGUUUAGUAUAAUGGUGAUUAAUAUACAUGGUGUUCCAUUUAAAAUAAGCAUCAUAUGACACAUUGAAUAAUCCAAUAAUGAAACUGUAAAUGUUGAACACCUUGUAGAUAAUUGUGUAAUAAUUAAUCAUGGAAUAAAUUCAACCGAUAUCCAACUAUUUAGAGGUAAAAGUAUUUUUUUCAUAAUUUCUUAAAUAACUUGAGAAUAAGCCUUCUUUUAAAACUUUACAUUUUAAGAAAAGUCACCAUAACUCAGAACACUCUGUACAGAGGUAUAGGGAAGCCUUAUGAAACUAUACCUUAUUUUUUGCCGACAAUUAAAAAAUGCAAUAAAAUAUAGGGUGUUCCAUAAGAAAAAUAUAACUUUGAUACGCCGCAAUUAAUUGGGACACCCUGUAUAUUUAAAAAUAAUUUUAAAAUGUAGAUUUUAUCAACUUGCAAACUACUAAUUUAAAAUUUUUUUCAAAUCUUUUACCAUUUCGCUAUAAUCUUCCGUCCCGUUAGAGGUGACACCCUGUAUAUCAAACCAGAGAAAAACCUGGGUUCAGAAUAUAAUUUUGAUAUAACUUCAUACAUUUAAACAGAGACGCUGAUCAAAUACUAGUAAUGGAUUUAUUAAUAAAAAAAAUGAUGAAUAUAAUAAAUAAUAUUGUACUAUUUCUACCAAACGUUGAUAAAGAUCAAUGCCUUACAAAAACUCUAAUUUUCAUUUAUAUUCUAAUCAAAAUAUUAUGAUGUUUCAUAGAGAGACAUAUAAAACUGUUCAAUCAAAGUUGUAAAAUGUUUAAAAAACUAUAUUGGAAGCAAACGGAAAAAUCUCUGAUCUCGUCUCUGCAAAUCGUGUCUGAUGAGAACAAAAAUUUGAAAUAUAUCUCAAUUUAUCCAUUAAUACAAUGGGCACGUAAAGGUUGGAAUAAUAUAAUUUUUUCAUGAAUGGGCGAUUUUGUAACUAAAUACCGAAAGAGGUCGAAUUUUAUUUUUAAAUUAUCAUUUUUUGGCACAUAUAUUAUAUUAGUGACGUCAUCCAUCUGGGCUUGAUGACGUAAUCGAGGAUUUUUUAAAGGAGAUCAGAAGUCGUGUGCUAGCUCAUUUGAAAGGUUAUUCAAUUCUCUAUAAGCAUUAACAUAACUAUUUAUACAGGGUGCUCAAAAAAAAUUUUCGAAUUAAAAUUAUUGAAACAAAAAGAAAAAUGUAUGUUUAUUUCACAGAUAAACAUUGUUUUUUUGCUUAAAUUAAAUGUUAAAAAUGCCAGAAGGCAAGUGGGUGGCAACUUUAACAUUGAAUUUAACCGAAAAAACAUAUUUAUUUGUCAAUUUUUUUUUGUUUUUUUAUUUUCUGGCAGCAGUAAAAUAUAUUUUUAAUUAACUAAAUUACAUACAUUCUUCUUUUUGUCUCAACUAAUUAAAUUAAAAAAAAGAUUUUUGAACACCCUGUAUAAAUUAAAAUGUAAAUGUUUAUUACUGAAUACAUAAUUGAAUAAUCUUUAAAAUGAGCAACCACACGACUCCUAUUCUCAUUAAAAAAAAAUCAAUCUGUUUCGGGAUAUAUUUCAAAAAUCACCCAUUCACGAAAAAAUUUAGUUCGCUUACUCUAUAAUAUUUAAUUCCCAAAAACGAGCAGAAAUAUAAACAUUCACUUUCUUUGGGUACAUUCACACAUAGGUAUUUCAGGUAAUGAAAAGGUCGAUACCCUAGCACUUAAAGCAACUACUGACGAACACAUUGAUAUUAUCCAAAGAAUUCCAAUCGCAGAUAUCAAUUUGAAUAUCAAGCAAUAUUGUAUACAAGUUUGGCAUCAUUGUUAGGAUUUGAAGAGCUCAAAGCUCAAAGAGAUCAAACCUUACAUCAAUCUCCAGCUCCAGCUCCCUGAAAAGAGAAGAGAACAAGUGGUAAUAAACCGAUUGGGCAUACAACAUUAUCCCAUAAGUACUUAAUAACGAAAGAGCUACCACCACAAUGCUCAUACUGUAGAUGCUUGAUAACAGUCCAGCACAUUCUUACAGAAUGUCCACUUUACUCGUAUGAACGAAGCAUCAACAACAUUUCUGAAGAACCAAGUCGGCAAGUCAGCUGAAGAAUAUAUUAAAUUAUAAUUUAUCCAGUGCAAUUAUCUUAAGGAUAUAAAUUUAUUUUAUAAAAUGUAAUAAUUAUAUUGUAAUUGUUCAACAUCCGCUAAUAACCUUCCAUGGUUGAUGCGGCUUUAUGUAAAAAAAAAUUCUCAAAAACGCCAUAAUUACUAAACAAACCAGUACUUCCAAGUGAUUUUAAAAUUAAAUCUACUAAGUGAAUGUACUUUGUUGACAAAAUGAUUAAAAAAGAUAAAGCCACUACAACUACCGCAAAAAUUAAAUACAUUUCUCUCAAUGGUUUCAAUAUUUAUUCAACUACAUAGUUAAUCAGAAUAGUAAGCAGCUUGACUUAUUUCAUAUUUUAAAAUGUAUUUUUAUAGAAAGUAUUACGCGAAAAAAGACGACUAUUGUAAAUAGAAUUGCAGGGGCCUUAAAAAACAUUUUUAUUCGACUCCUAAUGACAACUAAAAAUUUUUGGGGUGAUGUUUGCAUUGCGGACAGUUUAAACCAAAAUCGAGGUAUUUUGUUAAAGACAAUAUUUGUAUUAUAUUUUAUAAUUAAUAUGAUGUAUCUGAUUAAUAAGUUCUUCUCUUUUUUAAAUUUAUAUUUCUAUCAUUUAACAGUCAUUAAAUACUAUAUUAUUAGGGCCAGUCCAAUGCAGAUGCCAGAAACCAUUUCAAUUUUGUAAGGUGAAAGUUAUUCCAGUUAUUAUUGUGUAUAUGUAAUUUAUAGUAUAAUAAUUGUGGGCAAAUUAUUAAUUAUGUAAAUGUGUAAUAAACUUGAUGCAAUCGAA
Diabrotica virgifera virgifera (western corn rootworm) is the source of this 9247-nucleotide messenger RNA. RefSeq names its product pancreatic lipase-related protein 2. Bases 186 to 1292 code for a protein of 368 amino acids. Lineage: Eukaryota; Metazoa; Arthropoda; Insecta; Coleoptera; Chrysomelidae. Gene Ontology annotation, biological process: lipid metabolic process. Gene Ontology annotation, molecular function: lipase activity. The transcript has 7 exons. The record is from RefSeq and is a predicted model, not a curated record.